Molecule: messenger RNA, 1506 nt
Organism: Dioscorea cayenensis subsp. rotundata (Guinea yam)
Lineage: Eukaryota; Viridiplantae; Streptophyta; Magnoliopsida; Dioscoreales; Dioscoreaceae
Product: putative disease resistance RPP13-like protein 1
Exons: 2
Coding region: 38-1408 (456 amino acids)
Molecular function (GO): protein binding
Source: RefSeq, a predicted model, not a curated record
GCUUGAAUGUGGCAAUACUGUACGGCAUCUUUCAGUCAUGAUGGCAAAUGACAUAUCUUCAUUUGGAUCCAUUAGAGUUUCUGGAAUGCUGCGAUCACUCUUAUUGGCUGCAAGAUAUCCAAUAAACCUCAAUGUAAUGACUGAAAUGUUUUUGAGACUCAGGGUGACCUAUCUCAGAGUGCUUGACUUGAGCUCCACCGGCAUAGAUGAGUUGCCAGACUCCAUUGGUGGUCUGAAACACUUGCGCUACCUUAGCCUCACUGCAACUAGUAUUCGAAGGCUACCACCAUCGCUAUGUAGCCUCUAUAACCUGCAGACACUAGAGAUGCGAGAAUGUCAUUUCCUUGAAGAGAUCCCACAAGAUAUAGUGAAUUUGUCAAACCUGCUUCACCUAGACAUCUUUAAGAGUGCAUUUGCUAAUAUCUCCAGAAUGUACUUUUCAUCUCAAAUUGACGAGACACCAACACUUCCUGCUAGUAUUGGAAGGUUAACAAGCCUCCAGACUCUUCCACAAUUCAUGGUAACCGAAGACAGUGGCUGUGCCAGAUUGGCAGAACUGAAGGACUUGAAUCAGUUGGAUGGGCUUCUCUGCAUUGUGAACCUGCAGAAAUUGGUCCAUAGCAAACAUGAGGCAAAGGAAGCAAAUUUGAGAAGCAAGAAGAACAUUACAGAUUUGGUUUUGCAUUGGAGGAGAAGUGAUGAUACUAUGUUUUUUGCUGAGGGAGGUGAUAGAACUAUUGAUGAGGAUGAUAUUGUGGUGUUAGAAAACCUGCAACCUCAUACUAACAUCAGGGGCCUGAAGAUAGUAGGUUACAGUGCAACAAUAUUUCCAAAUUGGGUGGGGAAUCUUACCUUCAGCUGCUUAGAAGAAGUAGAGUUGAGCCACUGCAACAGCUGCCAGUACCUCCCACAUCUCAGCCUACUCCCAUCUCUGAAGCGACUGCAAGUUUCUUAUAUGAAGCUUUUUAAACAAUGGGGAAGAGAGCCAAAUGAUGCACGGGAAGGAACAUAUUUCCCUUGUCUCCAAGAACUCAGUAUCGAUAACUGCUACUCUCUUCCAUCAAUCUCCCUCCAUGGUUUGACAGCAUUGGAGAAACUGCAUAUUAACAACUGCAAGGAAUUCAAGGCCAUUGGUGGUUUAAACUCCCAUCUUACAUCUGUGAAAACUUUGACAUUCAAGUACUGUUCAGAACUACAGUUUGUUGAAGAGCAAGAAUUGCCAGUGAAGCUUAAGGAAAUGCGCGCUAUUGGAUGCCCCUUACUUCAAGAAUGGUGCCAAAGACACCGUGGAGAGUUCCCUAAUGUUUCCCUAAGCUUCAAAGCAGAGAGUUUCAUGGGAGGGAGGCAAUCACCUUAUGCUUCUCCUGGCUUGAAUGUUGCUCUCUACUUGAGUCACAUCAGCCAAUGAGAGCAGCCUUGGACCAUUGAGCUGAGACAAACAUGCAUGCUCUUCUCAGAGGAUCAACAUUAUUUUGCUUGCUGUCUUCACUCUUGUAUCCCAUGAAC